Molecule: messenger RNA, 1500 nt
Organism: Brassica napus (rape)
Lineage: Eukaryota; Viridiplantae; Streptophyta; Magnoliopsida; Brassicales; Brassicaceae
Product: ESF1 homolog
Exons: 8
Coding region: 1-1500 (499 amino acids)
Biological process (GO): rRNA processing
Molecular function (GO): RNA binding
Source: RefSeq, a predicted model, not a curated record
AUGGGUUCCAAGAAGACGAAUGAAGUGGAGAUGGUCAUUAUGGGUGAAACUCAAAGAAAUUUGAUCAGAGGUCAUGAUUUCGCGGAGCAGUUGAAGUAUUUGGAGUCUAGACAUGAAGAGCUCACGGGGCUAAUGAGGAAAAUCAGUGCACUUCCCAAGGAUGAAUUGAUGGACCCAAUAGCACAGGAGAAUGUCAUCAAGCGCAUGAAGUUGUCUCUGCUAGACUAUCUCGAAGCCGUUUUCGUGGGGACCCCUGAUUCCGUAGGGUCCCGAUGCGUGAAUCCAAAGUAUCGAGAAAGAAACUCAGAGACUGGCUAUUGUGACUGGAUAUAUGUUUCUGCCACAGACUUGUACGUUGUUCUCGAUUCUUUCCUCUCGAGAGAUGGGUGGGUCUUAUCUGUUGCGGUCUAUCCAACAGAAUUUGGACUUGAGCGAAUGAAACAUGAGGAAAUGCAUGGUCCUGCUACUGAUGUUGUAGACGAAAAGAAGGAAGAUAAUGUGAUGAGGAAAAAGAAGAUGAGAACGUACUACUUUGCUGUUGCCGAAUGUGAUUCUAGUGCUACUGCUGAUUACUUGUACAGAUCAUGUGACGGAAUUGAGUUAGUAAGAUCCUCUAUCAAGCUCGACUUGAGAUUUAUUCCCGAUUCUAUGGACUUCAAUCAUCCACCUCGUGAUAUUGCCACCGAGGUUGCAUUUGCCGCUCUUAACUCUGUUGAUAUUAUGAGUAAGGUAACUGUUUCUUGGGAUGAAGAUGAGCCGCACCGCGUCAAGACCUUAAACCUGCAAUUCAGCCCUGGUCAGCUUCUUAUGAGAGUGAAUCUGAUGAUGAUGAUGAGAAGGAAAAAAGAAAAAAUAACAUAUUGUGACUUGGUCGAAUCUGGAGAUAAAGACGAGGAGGAGGAGGAGGAGAAUGAGCUGGAUGUGGUAGUACAAUUUAGUACCGGAUUAGAAGAUCCGAGUAACAAAUUUCGUGAAAAGAAAGAAGAGAAGUCAGAAACUGAUGCGCCUCGGAUCAUAGACCCGGGCCAGGAUGAUGCGACCAUGGCUGAGCCAGAUGAUUCUUCGACAAAGAACAAACCAGGAUGGAUUAAUGGCGAGCAUACUGAUCUAAAACCAGCUGGUGAGACUGAGGACGAGCUGAAACAGAGCAUGCAUGAGCUGAAACCAGCUGAAGAGAGCAUGCAUGAGCUGAAACCAGCUGAAGUUAAGAUGUUUGAAGCUGAUCAAAGAAGGCUUUUCAGUCAGUUUGAAGUCCAGGAGUUUUGUGACAACCUUGUGGAGGGAGUGGAUUUUGAGGAAGAGUCAUUCGACUACUCACAUCAAGGACCGCUUCUUGGCACCAGGAGACCCAUGGACGAUGAUUUAUGUCCCAUAUUUGAUGAGGAAGACGAACCUGGUCCAACCUUUGAAGUGGAAGCACCAAGUGUAACAUCCAUCAUGGAGAACCAACUUUGCUUUGAUCCCGGCACAACUCCUACGCCUUUGUCCACAGACAUUUAA